AUGGAAUUUAAAACUCCAGUUCGUCCAUUAUCUAAUGAACAGUUCCGUUCUCUAAGUGAGAAGAUAAGGAAAGAAUCGCCAGGGUUAUAUAGAAAGAAUAUUUUAACAGAUCCAAUUAAAGCUAACUACAAGAAAUUUGAUAAUGGUCCAGAUCAUGAGGAAAAAACACAAUCAAUUUUUAGUAAUGUAAAAGUUGAUGACAAUAUAUUCAAUUCAGUGAAAAACACAGCGGUUUCGAACAAUUUCAAUGUAGAAUCCUAUUUGAAUACUAUAAGUCAAAAUGAAAAGAAUAAACCAUUAGAUGAUGACCAGCUGACUGUAAAUAACACAAUAUUUGGAAAAACUGGCCUUGAAUCAAAAGAUGUUGAAAACAAAACUGAUGGUCGUAUUUAUGAUAAUAGUUCUGUAGAUAAUGAUAUUACUGUUAAUAGUAGAAUAAUUGGAAACUAUGAAAAUCCCAUUUUAACAAAACUUUCAGAAAGAACAGUAAAUAAAGAAGUUGAAUUUCAAAAAAUAAUCACAAAUAUAUUAUUUUAUUUUAUUUUAAAUUUGCUUAAAAAAUCAACUGUAUUCUUUGUAAGUUAUACAACAAUGGGACAAAGUUUAACUAGUUUAGUGACAAAUUUUAUUAUGAAUAACAAAAACAGUUCUUUUUACUCUGAGUUUUCAAAGAUAUUAUCUAACAAUAGUAACUGGUUACUUUCAUGGCUAGAUUGUGCUGUUAACUGCAUUAUUGUUUUAAAUGUAACUUUAUCAAUAUGGAAUUUGACUAAAAAGACGGACAUUAAUGACCUUGAACUGUCAAGUAAACAAAUGGCUCUAUUGGGAUUGGAUAAUAAUAUUAACAAUUCAAAUUAUUUACUGCACAAACAAAAUAAUAAACCACAUUUAGUAACGAGAAAUAAAGUAUCAAGCAAUAAACAUGAUGUUGAAAUAGAACUUCCUAUUAAUCAAAGUAUAGAUAGUAAUUUUGAUGGAGGUAUAGUUAACCAAAAUACUCCAUAUCUAUUUAAAUCUCUACAAACUCCUUUAAAGAUGAAAGUUCAACAAAAUCAAUUACCACCUCAAAGCGUAAUCAGCGAUAAGUUUGCAACUGCAUUUAAUUACAAUCACAAUCUAGAUCUCAGAAAAGAAAUCUUGAGUAGAAAUAACUUCAACAGAAACGUAUCUUCUUUAUUUGGCGCAAAUAAAAUCGAUGACGAUAAGAAUCAGGGAAACAAUUCCUCAGGAUACACAUCUAGUAACAAAUAUGCGUAUUUGAUGAAUUCUCCCAGCCCAAGAAAAAGAUUUUAA
Messenger RNA from Tetrapisispora phaffii CBS 4417, 1293 nucleotides. RefSeq names its product Pom34p (gene POM34). Lineage: Eukaryota; Fungi; Ascomycota; Saccharomycetes; Saccharomycetales; Saccharomycetaceae. The record is from RefSeq and is a predicted model, not a curated record. Gene Ontology annotation, cellular component: nuclear outer membrane; nuclear pore transmembrane ring. Gene Ontology annotation, biological process: protein import into nucleus; spindle pole body duplication. The transcript has a single exon. Bases 1 to 1293 code for a protein of 430 amino acids.